Messenger RNA from Cutaneotrichosporon oleaginosum, 4098 nucleotides. RefSeq lists its product as uncharacterized. Gene Ontology annotation, cellular component: cytosol. Gene Ontology annotation, biological process: glutathione metabolic process. NCBI's taxonomy places the organism in Eukaryota, Fungi, Basidiomycota, Tremellomycetes, Trichosporonales, Trichosporonaceae. Gene Ontology annotation, molecular function: 5-oxoprolinase (ATP-hydrolyzing) activity. The record is from RefSeq and is a predicted model, not a curated record.
CUUCCGGCGUACAUCUCUGCCUUGCACCAUCCAUCACUUCCGCCAGCUAUCAUGGCCGCCUCUAGCGUUUCCAAUGGUAGCGGCCAGUCCUUGGCGCGCAUCGCCAUCGACCGUGGCGGCACUUUCACUGACGCGAUCUGCUCCCGUAGAGGUCACGACGACAUCGUGCUCAAGCUCCUCUCGGUUGACCCUGCCAACUACCCAGAUGCGCCCACUGAAGCCAUCCGCCGCAUCCUCAGCGAGCUCGAAGGACGUGAGAUACCCAAGGGCACCAAGCUGAGCCUCGAUAAGAUCGAAAGCGUCCGCAUGGGAACCACUGUCUCUACCAACGCGCUCCUCGAGCGCCGGGGUGAGAAGUGUGCUCUUAUCACAAGCAAGGGUUGGAAGGAUGUGCUCUUGAUCGGCAUGCAAGCUCGUCCAGACAUCUUCGACCUGAGCAUUCACAAGCUCGCAUUUCUCUACGACGAGGUCGUUGAGAUUGACGAGCGGAUUACCCCUCUUCAGUCCCUGGUUCGGCCAAAGGUCCCAAUUCCCAUGAACGACGAUACUAUUGUCACUGAGACGACGACAGGUGAAACCGUGCGCGUUCUUGCCCGCCCCGACCCGGCAGAUGUCAAGGCUAAGCUCCAAACACUGUGGGACAAGGGCACAAAAAGUAUCGCGGUCGCCUUCGUGCACAGCUACCUGUGGGGCGAGCACGAAGAGCUGGUUGCCAAUAUUGCCCGCGACAUGGGCUUCCAAGUCAGCGUCUCCAGCCAGCUGCAGCCUAUGAUCAAGUUGGUGUCGCGUGCCAACUCAGCCAUUGCCGACGCGUACCUCACACCCGUGACGAGAAGGUACAUCGAAGGCUUUGGCUCCGGCUUCGAGGGCGGUCUCGACGCUUUCGGUUCCAAGCUUCUUUUCAUGCAGUCGGACGGUGGACUGUGCCCAUGGCACGGCUUCUCCGGUCUGCGCGCAAUUCUCAGUGGCCCCGCGGGUGGUGUCGUUGGCUACUCUAAGACCUGCUACGAUGAGGAGCGGGGAAGCCCCUUGAUUGCGGUCGACAUGGGCGGCACCAGCACCGAUGUCUCCCGCUUCGAUGGCAAGCUGGAACAUGUCUUCGAGACUACCACCGCUGAGGUAAUCAUCCAGGCGCCUCAGCUUGACAUUAACACCGUUGCCGCCGGAGGUGGUAGCCGUUUGUUCUACCGCCACGGCAUGUUCGUUGUUGGACCAGAGUCCGCUACUGCCCACCCUGGCCCUGCCUGUUAUCGCAAGGGAGGCCCGCUUGCCGUCACCGACGCCAAUCUCAUUCUCGGUCGCCUUCUGCCGGAACACUUCCCUAAGAUCUUCGGCCCCAACGAGGACGAGCCUCUUGACAUCGAGGCCAGCCAGAAGCUCUUUAGCGCUCUCACGGAGGAGAUCAAUCAGGGCAAGAACGAGAAGCUCACGAUGGAGCAGGUUGCGGCUGGCUUCCUUCGGGUAGCUAACGAGACCAUGUGUCGCCCCAUCCGAACGCUGACUGAGGCUCGUGGUUUCGAGAGCUCCGCACACCACCUCGUCAUGUUUGGCGGUGCCGGAGGCCAGCAUGGCUGUAGCAUUGCCAACACCUUGAAGAUCAAGCGCAUCAUUGUGCCGCGUCUCUCGUCUCUGCUCUCAGCGUACGGCAUGGCGCUCGCUGACGUUGUGCAAGAGGUAUCUGAACCGUCUGCGUACAUUAUCACCGACAACCGCGACGUGAAGAAGAUCGGCGAUCGCAUGGCGCACCUUGUGGAUCGCGCACAAGCUUCGCUGAAGAAGGAGGGCUUUUCGUUGGAUCGCAUUCAGUGCGAGCGCUACCUCAACUGUCGCUACCACGGGUCGUCCACUCAGCUCAUGAUCGAGCUUCCAGAGGAUGGUGACAUACAGCGUCGAUUUGUUGACGAACAUCGUCGCGAGUUCGGGUUCAACCUUGACCGCGAUAUUUUGGUUGACGACGUCCGUGUGCGUGCUAUCGGCCAAAGUGUCGGUUCGACCACCCGCAGUCCUUACGCCGACUUUGACAGCGCCAACAAGCGCGAGUUCAAUGCCUCAUCGUUUGAGUCUAAGAAGGUGUACUUUGAGGACCAGGGCUGGCUUGAGACCAAGGUUGUUCCUCUUCUCGCCCUCAAGGAAGGCGAACAGGUUCACGGCCCUGCUAUCAUAUUCGACAAGACUCAGACCAUUCUCGUUGAGCCAAACCAUAUCGCUACGUCUCUGCCUGAGCACGUUGUUCUCGACUUGGUCGAUGAGAAGAUCGAGAAGAAGGAGGCCAACUUGAACGACCUCGAGCAGGUUGAUCCCGUUCAGCUUUCCGUGUAUGGUCAUCGCCUUAUGGGGAUAGCCGAGCAGAUGGGCAACAUCCUGCGCAAAAUCUCGAUUUCGCUGAACAUCAAGGAGCGCCUCGACUAUUCAUGCGCAAUCUUCAACGUAGAUGGCGGCCUUGUGGCUAAUGCCCCUCACAUUCCCAUCCAUUUGGGUGCAAUGUCGCACGCUGUCCGCUACCAAGCCCAAGUCCAUGGCGACACUCUCAAGGAGGGUGACAUUCUGCUGUCCAACCACCCUGUGGCUGGCGGCUCUCACCUUCCCGAUCUCACAGUCAUCAUGCCAGCAUUCCACGAAGGAAAGAUUGUCUUCUGGACAGCCGCCCGUGCCCACCACGCGGACAUCGGUGGUAUUCGUGCCGGUUCAAUGCCACCUUUUUCAAAGGAGCUUUGGGAAGAGGGCGCGCAGUUCAAGUCCUUCAAGCUGGUCAAGGCCGGCAAGUUCGACGAGGAGGGUUUGACGGAAGCUUUGAAUGCGCCGGGCAAGUAUCCUGGCAGCAGCCCCACGCGCACUCUCGGAGACAAUAUUUCAGAUCUUCACGCUCAGGUGGCUGCUUGCCACCGCGGCGUCGUACUCAUCAACCAGCUCAUUAACGAACAAUCGCUGGAAACGGUGCAGUUCUACAUGCGCGCAAUCAUGUACACAGCCGAGAAGGCCGUGCGGGAUCUUCUCCGUGAGGUCAACAAGAAGUUCGGGGGCCAGCCGCUCGAAGCUGUUGAUUUCUUGGACGAUGGCACGAAGCUGCAGCUUAAGAUUUCGAUCGACAGCGAGAAAGGCGACGCCGUCUUCGACUUCACCGGAACCAGCCCUCAGACGUACAACAAUCUGAACACGCCGACGGCCAUCCUCUACUCUGCCAUUAUCUACGUUCUGCGCUCCUUGAUCGUCAGCGAACUGCCACUCAAUCAGGGAUGUCUCAAUCCUAUUCAGGUCAUCGUCCCUCCUGAGUCAGUGCUCGCCCCCACGGAGAACGUCGCUGUUUGUGCUGGUAAUGUGGAAAGCUCUCAACGUGUGACGGACGUCAUCAUCAAGGCCUUCCAAGCCUGCGCCGCGGGACAGGGUGGUUGUAACAACCUCACGUUCGGUAUUGGGCCAAAGGAGGUGGACGGAAAGACAGCCAACGGCUUCGGCUACUACGAGACAAUUGCAGGUGGAGCUGGCGCCGGUCCUACGUGGGAGGGCCAGAGCUGUGUUCACGUCCACAUGACUAAUACCGCUAUCGGUGAUGUUGAGCUCACCGAGCGCGUCUACCCCGUAAUUAUCCGGGAGUUCAGCCGCCGUGCGAACUCUGGCGGCGCUGGCCAGCACCGUGGCGGUGAUGGGUGCAUCCGCGACAUUGAGUUCACGGAGUCGCUGGACGUGGCUAUUUUGUCACAGCGUCGAGUUAUCCCGCCAUACGGCAUGGCUGGAGGUGAGCCCGGCACUUGCGGUAUCAACCAUUGGGCGCGCUUGGUUCCCGCCGAGGAUGAGGAUGGCAAGAGCAACGGGAAGCGAAAGAAAAAGUACACCAUCAUCAACCUGGGCGGAAGCAACCAAUGCACCAUGGCGGCGGGCGACCGCAUCAUCAUUCAGACGCCAGGCGGCGGUGGGUAUGGAAAGGCUGGUGAGGUUCCGAGCACCGAGCAGCGCGAUCUGCCCGUGCAGCCGCGGGCGUCGGGAAGCCUGGCCGCGUUGAAGCAGGCGGCAUGGUCUAACUGAUGUAUCGUUAGGUCGGACAAUCCUUGUUGAGAGUAUCGGAAGUACAGCGUGAGAUAUGCAUUACAACUUGCUGCAUGA